Molecule: messenger RNA, 2703 nt
Organism: Salvelinus fontinalis (brook trout)
Lineage: Eukaryota; Metazoa; Chordata; Actinopteri; Salmoniformes; Salmonidae
Product: diacylglycerol O-acyltransferase 2-like
Exons: 8
Coding region: 123-1208 (361 amino acids)
Biological process (GO): triglyceride biosynthetic process
Cellular component (GO): endoplasmic reticulum membrane
Molecular function (GO): diacylglycerol O-acyltransferase activity
Source: RefSeq, a predicted model, not a curated record
GCUCGGUGCUUCAAUUCAGUACAGUGGAAGGCAGUCAUGUUAGAGGAGCUGUAGAGUUGACAAACUUUAAAGCAGCAAGUAUUUCCUAGUCUUGUAAUCUGUUUAGUCCCGGAGCCACAGUUAUGAAGACCAUACUUGCUGCCUACUCCGGUGCCCUAAAAGGCACAGGCUAUAGCAUCCUCUCGUCCCUGCAGGACCUGCCCUCCCCUCCAUGGCCUGCCCUUCGAUCCAAGCUGGAGAAACACCUUCAGGUCAUCGCAGUUCUUCAGUGGGUCAUCUCCUUCCUCGCCAUGGGCAUCAGCUGCACUGUGCUGUUAAUCUACAUGUUCUGCACAGACCUCUGGGUGAUCGCUGCCAUGUACACUACCUGGCUAAUCUUCGACUGGAACACCCCCAAACAAGGUGGCAGGAGGUCCCCUUGGGUGAGGAAUUGGACUGUGUGGACUUACUUCAGAGAUUACUUUCCCAUCAGGCUCAUCAAGACACAUAACCUGCUGCCCAGCCGAAACUACAUCUUUGGGUACCACCCCCAUGGGAUCUUCUCUUUCGGAGCCUUCUGUAACUUUGGGACUGAGGCCACUGGAUUCUCCAAGAAGUUCCCGGGUAUCAAGCCUUCUCUUGCCACCCUGGCUGGAAACUUCCGGAUGCCAGUCCUUAGAGACUAUCUCAUGUCUGGGGGUAUCUGCCCAGUGAAUCGUAACUCCAUCGACUACCUCCUCUCUCAGAAUGGAACUGGCAACGCAGUGGUCAUCGUUGUCGGGGGAGCAGCAGAAUCUCUGAACUGUGCUCCAGGCAUGAAUUCUGUCACCCUGAAUAACCGCAAGGGCUUUGUGAGGCUGGCCCUCCAGCAAGGGUCUGACCUGGUGCCGGUCUACUCCUUUGGGGAGAACAAUGUGUACAAGCAAGUGAUCUUUGAGGAGGGAACCUGGUGUCGGCUAGCUCAGAAGCGGCUGCAGAAGAUUCUGGGCUUUGCUCCCUGUCUGUUCCAUGGCUGUGGCCUCUUCUCCGAUUCCUGGGGAAUGGUGCCUUACAGUAAACCCAUCACCACCAUCGUGGGUGAACCGAUCACGGUACCAAAGGUUGAGGAGCCUACUCGGGAUAUGGUGGAACUGUACCAUGCCAUGUACAUCAAGUCCCUCAGGAGCCUCUUUGACAAGUAUAAGACCCGCUUCGGAUUGAAAGAGAGUGACAUCCUGCACAUCCAAUGAGGAAAGAGUGAGUGGGACCCCUCGGAACCUUGUUCAGCCUCGACACCCCAUUCACGUGCAUGGCUCUGAUUGAUUGUCUCUGGAAUUCAAUCGAUAUACAUAAAGUUGUGGGAAUAAACCCACAGCGCUCUCAUCCUCGUCCAGUAUACAAGGCUCACGUCCCUACUCCACUCAGGGUGAAAAUGGCAGGUUUUAGGUUGCCUUACUAUUCUCCUUGACCUAGUCCUUGCCAAUAGCAAAGUUGACUAACUUAAAUGUCUCCAAAUGGAGUCUCUUCAGCAUAUGUCACAUUUAUAGAUAUGUUCCAUGACAGAAGAGAUGAGUAUAGUUUGAUAAGAUACGAUCACUUGCAGUGUGGAACUCCCACUAGGUGGCACUAGAAGGUUAUACACACAAGCACCAUGUUUGUUUCCCCCAAGCAUCGAUGUAGCUGUCACAUAUUAGGCCCUAAACAAAGUUCAAUAUCAGAUGUUUUGAGGCCUUUAUUUAUUUUUUGCUAAAUGCACAAACAAUGCAAUUGUAAUGGUAUGGUCUCACUGAGAAGUUAAUAUAGUGUGGUAAUUGAGCCAAAGAGCUGACGGGUGUCCCCUCCCAGCACACGCAUACUUUAUUGAAACUGGAAGGUGAAGUAAUUCUAAUGGAUUUAGAUUGUAAUUAUAUGAUGCCACUAAGUAUUGUAUUAUGUAAAUAAGAAAAAACCUGUCCUCCCUUGUCGAACGGAACAAUUAAAAAAAAAAAACGUUUUAAAAUUAAUAUAUUGAUGCACUUUUUGUAUUUGUUACAACCCUCUGAGGUACUUCUCUAAAAUGUGCCUUAUUGAAAAAUUCCUGUCACAUUUUUAUUGACUGGGCUGCAGAGUGUUUAGUGCCUUGAUGACCCAUGUACUGUAGUUGUUGACGAUUUUGAUGAUGUAAGAACAGUUCUUCCUCCACACAGAGGGCAGAUCAGUGAUGAAUGUCAUGAAAAGAAAGGGAUUGUAAAGCAUGUGCCUUGUAGAAAUAAAAUACACUUAUUGUGGGGUUCUACUCAAUUGAGUAAAAUGGCAAAUGUACAGUUUAAGGGUUUUUCUAUCACACAUUUGGAUUAGAGUUAAAAGUCAAACUCCCCUGGUAAUUACCAACAAGUGUUUGAGAAAUUACUGGGCAUAUCAAGUCUAUCGUCUUGCCAAUUAUCUUAGGUGCGGGACUGUUUGUAUAUUAUGCAAGAUGAAAAGACUACAAUUAUUAUGCAAGAUGAAAAGACUACAAUUAUUUUGCCAUGUGGUGAAAUGUUGAGGUUGGUGAUGAGUGCUAAAUAGAAGUGUCAUUUGAAAUGUACAUUUUUCUAGCUUCAACAUUAACUUCUUGUAAAGAGCAGUAAACAUUUCACUCUCUUAAUUCAUGUGCAAUAAACAGCAGCCAAUGCCUUUAUGUUGUGAAUGAAUAGCUUGAGCAAAAUCUGUCUCCUUAAAUGAAACUUUAUGUUUUUAGAAUAAAACUUAACAUGUCUUCGUAAA